UUUCACCGACCGGCGCCUCGUUCCAAUUGCACGCGCCGUUCCAACAGACGCCUUUAAUUAACCCCGCUCGCGCGAGAAGAGAUUAAAAAAAUAAGUGUACUGUCUCUUUAAGAUCGCUGACUGGUCCGCUUCGUAUUGAUCCAGCCACCAUUUUCCAGCGCGCUGAGCGGCGGCAGUGGCAGCGACGGCGGCGGCAGCACACAGCCCUUACCUGGAGACACCAGGAGCAGGGGGCAGUCAUGGCAGCCAAUAUGUACCGGGUUGGAGAUUAUGUUUACUUUGAAAACUCCUCUAGUAACCCUCUGCUUAUCAGAAGAAUAGAGGAGCUCAACAAGACGGCGAAUGGGAACGUGGAGGCCAAAGUGGUGUGUUUCUACAGACGCAGAGACAUCUCCGCCACACUCGUCGCUUUGGCAGACAAACAUGCACGAGAGCUGGAGGAGGAGAUGGAGAACCCUGAGAUGCUGGACCUGCCAGAGAAACAAAAACACCAGUUAAGGCACAGAGAACUCUUCCUCUCCAGACAGUUGGAGUCUCUGCCUGCUACACACAUCAGAGGAAAGUGCUGUGUGACUCUUCUCAAUGAGACGGAAGCCCUCAAGUCCUACCUAGACAGAGAGGACGCAUUUUUCUACUCUCUGGUGUAUGACCCUCAGCAGAAAACGCUCCUGGCUGACAAAGGAGAGAUCAGAGUGGGGAAUAAGUACCAGGCAGAAAUCACCGACCUCCUCAAAGAGGGAGAGGAGGAUGGCAGGGAGCUGGCCAAACUGGAGGAGAAUGUCUGGGAUCCCAACAGUCCUCUUACAGAGAAACAAAUCGACCAGUUUCUGGUCGUGGCUCGGUCUGUGGGUACGUUUGCACGAGCUUUGGACUGCAGCAGUUCAGUUCGGCAGCCCAGUCUACACAUGAGCGCUGCAGCUGCCUCCAGAGACAUCACACUGUUCCAUGCUAUGGACACACUGCAUAACAACGGCUAUGACAUGACACGAGCUAUCGCUGCUUUGGUGCCUCAGGGUGGCCCAGUACUUUGUCGAGACGAGAUGGAAGAAUGGAGUGCCUCGGAGGCCAACUUGUUUGAGGAAGCACUGGAGAAAUAUGGCAAAGACUUUACCGAUAUCCAGCAGGAUUUUCUUCCCUGGAAAUCACUGACUAGCAUAAUUGAGUAUUACUACAUGUGGAAAACCACAGACAGAUACGUUCAGCAGAAACGGUUAAAAGCAGCGGAAGCAGAGAGCAAGCUGAAGCAGGUCUAUAUCCCUAACUAUAACAAGCCCAAUCCAAACCAGCUGAGUGUGAACAGCUUGAAGCCAGGGCUGGUGAAUGGGGCUGGGGCAAUACCCGGGGCAGUUAGUCAGCCAGCAGGCCUGGGCCGAGCAUGCGAGAGCUGCUACACCACCAGCUCAUAUCAGUGGUACUCAUGGGGACCUACCAACAUGCAGUGCAGACUGUGUGCUUCUUGCUGGACCUACUGGAAGAAGUACGGUGGCCUGAAGAUGCCCACGAGACUGGAUGGAGAACGGCCAGGACCCAAUCGCAGCAGCAUGGUGUGCAUGGAUUUCAGCAGCACAGAACUCUUUUACAAUCAAUCAAAUCAGGACAACAAAAUAGAUUUUAAGAAUAGAUUACUAAGUUACUAUACAAAGAGUCCUCAUGGUGCACCAGUGAGACAUGGUGGAAGUCCAAAGUUUGCAGUGAAGACCAGACAAGCGUUUUACCUGCAGACCACUCAGCUGACACGGACAGCAAGGCGAAUCUGCCAGGAUCUGCUCAAGUCCCGCUUUCUUGCCCGUCACCCCUACACACCCGUCAACACGGCAGCCAUCAAAGCGGAAUGUGCAGUGCGGAUGCCAGAUAUGACCAAAAAGCCCACAGCUUUGAGGGAUGCUGUCCGGAAGCCUCUGGAGACUGUGGUUCGAUAUCUUGAGGCCCACCCAUGCCCACCUAAAGCUGAGCCCCCACGAGGAGCCUCUAUAUCCAUGGGUAGCUUGACUCCCAUUAAGUCCUCCCCCAUCCUGAACAACGGCUCACCCACCAUCCUUGGCAAACGCACCUACGAGCAGCACAAUGGCCUAGAUGGGGCCAAGUCUAAAGUAUUGGGUCCACAGUGGGACAUUAUGUCCAAGCGAAUGCCCGAGCAGGGACGCCCCCCCUCUGCCAUGCAGGACAAUGAAGUACAUGAACUUGACUGACCCCUUCUGUGACCUCUGCCCUUCAGCACAGACAACAGGUAAACAGAGAAGUGUUUUUCCAGUUCUCAGUGGUGGAAGGAUCUUGAAGAGGACUUGUGGUCGACAUUGCGCUAUAUUAGAGCCAGUGUUUUUGUUCAGGUUUAUUGGCCAGAACAGGCUCUGACCUGACUGUAUAGGACUGCAUUCAAUAUUUACCAUAUAUUGCUAAUUCUGUUUAUUAUUAUUAUUUCAAGUCUUGUUGUUUUUUUGUCGUUUUUUUUUUUAACCAAAUGUAAUCAUUUUGUUUUUAGUUAAAUGAUGAAUUGUUUCUUGAUACAGCUUGCUCACAAGUCUGAAAAGAGAAAAACAUGGACUGUCUUAUUGGCCUGUUGCGUUAUUUUCUUUGUCAGCUACUUAGAAAACAUGAAGAGACGGGCAUUUCUUUCAGACUGCCCUUUUCAUUCUGCUGGUCUUUGUUUCUAUGCUUGUAUUAUUCGGUUUCUUCAGUCCGCCCUGCCCUGACGCCACAGGCAAUUAACUUAUUGAUUAAGAUGACUGAAUGUGUUCUUUUUCUAACUUUUUCACAAGUAUUGCAUCUAUGCUUCUAUGGUGUAAUUAAAAAAAACUUCUUUCUCUUUUGUGAAUAUGUAAAUGAAAACAGUAUGGAGGCAUUAUUGUACAGUGGUGCAUUUUGCGCCUCCAUCGUUUAUCAAGGCUUGUUAUAAGGAAUUUGCCAUGUACAGCAUAUUCUUUUUGUAAGGAACCUCUCUUGGAUGUCUAAAAUGAUACUGCUACAUGAAUACAGUGCACCUUCUUACGAAUGAUACCAUAUGUGUUGUACAUAUUGUGCAGAUUCAUUUUUUUUUUUUUUUUUUUUUUUAGUUCCUUUUUCUCCCCCAACCCCCCUCCACCCCACCCCAUCCUCACACAUAUCCUGCCAAGAACAGCAUUCCAGACCAGGCAGCUUUUCACCUGGUGAUAUGUGAUCCAUUGCAGUUUACACCACAGUUGGUUCAUUAAAUAUUGAUACCUCGAGA
This is a messenger RNA of Tachysurus fulvidraco (yellow catfish), 3205 nucleotides long. RefSeq names its product metastasis associated 1 (gene mta1). Bases 240 to 2189 code for a protein of 649 amino acids. Gene Ontology annotation, biological process: negative regulation of transcription by RNA polymerase II; double-strand break repair; response to ionizing radiation. The record is from RefSeq and is a predicted model, not a curated record. Lineage: Eukaryota; Metazoa; Chordata; Actinopteri; Siluriformes; Bagridae. Gene Ontology annotation, cellular component: nucleoplasm; NuRD complex. Gene Ontology annotation, molecular function: chromatin binding; transcription corepressor activity; transcription coactivator activity. The transcript has 18 exons.